CCCUCGUGACGUCACUUCUGGAGGCUGUGCCGCUGCUCCAUCAAGAAACUUUCCUGGACUUCAGGAACUCCUCGGACGGACCGCAGCCGAACCAGGACGUGAAAAAAAGUUGUGAUCCGGAUCGACGUGGACGUGGACAUGACGUGGACCGUGGGGACGGCACUUUUGUUUUCUUUGACUUGGUUUGCGUGUCCAUUUUGCGUGGCCGCUCAGACACACAAGCACACCGCUGUCAGGAAGCUCUACGUACUACAGCCCGGGACCGGUCGGGUUCCAGGUCCAGGUCCAGGUCCCGGUCCCGCUCCGGGAUCGACAGGGAUACUCGUCGGUUCGGUUUCGAGGCGUCAGGCCGCGUCGGACAACCUCCAAGUCGGCCAGGCGGUUCGGACCCGCCGGAUGGAGAAGCCAGCCUCGUCAGCCCAGGAGUCCAUUGUUCGACACGCCGACCAGAACCAGAACCAAAACCAGAACCAGAACCAGAACAAGCAGCUCCUCAAGCAGUUCGGAGUGAACGUUUGUGGAGGUCAGUGCUGUCACGGAUGGAGCAAAGCCCAAGGAUCCCAGCGAUGCACAAAGCCAAACUGCGUCCCUCAGUGCCAAAACAGAGGAAUGUGCCUGAGGCCCCAGCUCUGCGUCUGCAAGCCCGGAUCCAGCGGGAAGGCAUGCGAGCAGAAGGGCGGCCCCGCCCACGGCCUCCCAGCUCAGCCUGGGAAAGGAGCGACCGACGAUGGCGGCGGCGGCCGUCCCGUCAACGGACACGCCGGCGUACCGCAGCGUCCCAUACCUCAGCGAGGCCCCCCCCGGGCUUACGACCCGCCCCCCCCACAGGCCGACAACCUUGCCCACGUGAAACUGACGGUCAAACCCGCCCCCCAGUUUGCACGGCCGCAUUACAGCCAACAGAUGCUGUCCAUGCCCGUCCACCCCAGCCAGCAGUACGUCAUCAAGCCCAAAUAUUACCAUGCACACACCACCCACACGGGGCACACCCACACGGGGCACACCCACACGGGGCACACCCACACGGGGCACACCCACACGGGGCACACCCACACGGGGCACACCCACACGGGGCAGACCCACAUUCAGCCUCAGCUUGCUAGAGCCAUCCCUCUAACGGGCCCCAACCCAAUACAAGUGGGCAACCACACAGGAAGGAUCAAGGUGGUGUUCACACCCACCAUCUGCAAAUUGACCUGUAUGGGAGGCAGGUGUCACAACAACUGCGAACAGGGAAAUACGACAACCAUCAUCAGCGAAAACGGCCAUGCCACCGAUACCCUCACAGCACCCAACUUCAGAGUCGUGGUGUGUCAUCUGCCUUGCAUCAAUGGCGGCAAGUGCAGUGCCAGGGAUCGGUGUCAGUGCCCUCCAAACUUCACUGGGAAGUUCUGCCAGAUUCCAGUUCAGGGCGGACAUCAACACCAACAACAUCAACAACACCAACAACACCAACAACACCAUCAACAACACCAUCAGACUUCAGGCGGCUACAGUCAAACUCAAGUCCAUUCCACACACACGCUGCCUCUGACCUACAGCAACGGUCCUGGAUUCAGCCCCAACAUUGUAAAAAUCCAUAUCAAGCAUCCUCCUGAAGCGUCCGUGGAAGUCCACCAGGUCUCUCGGCUGGACAACUACCAAAGUAAUGGACAAAACCCCAAAGGUUCCCAGGCGGGUUCCUCGUCAUCCUCCAGCUACAGCUUUCAUCACACCGAAAGCCAGCAGAAGGUCCAGCAGCACGGCUACAACAUUGUCUACAACGGGGACCAGGUUCCUCAGUACCAGCCCGUCACCUCUCAGAGCAUGUUGGGACGCUGCUUCCAGGAAACUCUUGGUAGUCAGUGUGGGAAGGCUCUCCCGGGGCUCACCAAACAGGAGCAGUGCUGUGGGACCAUCGGGACGUCAUGGGGGUUCCAUAAAUGCCACAAAUGUCCAAAGAAACCACCAGCUAUUCCUCUGAUCGACUGUCCUCAGGGUUACAAGAGAGUCAACAGCACCCAUUGCCAAGCCAACAUAUCUGCCGUUGAAGAGGACAAGGGCGCUUGCUUCCGUUUGGUGAGCUCUGGGAGGCAAUGUUUACACCCGGUGUCUGCCCAGCUGAGCAAACAGCUCUGCUGCUGCAGCGUGGGCAAAGCCUGGGGACCCCAUUGUGCCAAAUGUCCCCCUCCAGGAACAGCCAUGUUCAAAGAGAUCUGCCCCGGUGGAAUGGGCUACACUGUUCUUCCAAAUCCGCCUGCCAAUAAUAAUAAUAAUAAUAAGCCAGUGACCGUGAACCAGAUGCCCGUCGAUCCAUUGACCCCACACCCGUCACCGACACUGGAAAAACCAGUGGUGGUUCUGGGGAAGCCGGAAGAGAUUAUACCAGAGGUUGUGGAGCAGAGUUCCCCCCCCGUUCCAGUGGAAAUGUUCCCUUCCAAUGCCGGCCAGGACAUUGCUCCCACCCAGGCUGCCGAGGUGGACGAAUGCCAGAUCAACCCAUACAUUUGCGGUCAGGGGGUUUGUUACAACACCGCUGAAGGCUACACCUGCCACUGCCAUGACGGAUACCGCUUGAACGAUGACCUCACUUCCUGUGUCGAUGUAGACGACUGUUUGGAGAGUCCGUCCUUGUGCUCCGGCGGUCUGUGCCAAAACACCGAGGGUAGUUUCCUCUGUGUGUGUCCACAAGGAUUCCUGGCUGAUGAAGAGGGAACCAGUUGUGUGGAUGUUGAUGAAUGUGCAAACAGGACAGUGUGUCUGUCGGGUAUCUGCGUGAACACACCCGGCGGUUACAAAUGUGGCUCCUGCGAUCCGGGCUUCUGGGCACAGGGGGGCCAGUGUGUCGAUCUAGACGAGUGCCAGGAUCAUCGUGUCUGCACGAGGGGACACUGCGUCAACACUCAAGGUUCCUUUAUCUGUCAAUGUGGUCCAGGUUUCAGACUGUCCCUGAAUGGAGACCAGUGCGAUGAUGUGGAUGAGUGUUCGGAGGAAGCCGAGCCCUGCCAGUCGGUCGGGGAGUGUCGUAACAACAUGGGUUCCUACAUUUGCAUCUGCCCGCACGGCUACAGACGCAUGGACGGCCCCACCUGCACAGAUGUCGACGAGUGUGUGGAUGAGCCUGACCUCUGCUCCCCUCAUGGCGAAUGUCUGAACACGGAGGGAUCCUAUCUGUGUGUGUGUGGGAGUGGAUUCACUGCUAAUCUGGACACGCCCUCCUGUGAAGAUAUCGACGAAUGCGGACUCAAUGAGACAUUAUGCAGUCCUCACGGUUUCUGCGAGAACAGACUGGGUUCGUUUCGAUGCCUCUGUGAUCAAGGCUACCAGGAAACGCCCGAUGAGCAAGGCUGUACGGAUAUCGAUGAGUGCGCGUUGCUGAGUAGCGUCUGCGGGGAAGCUCAGUGCGUGAACGUCGACGGUUCCUUCCUCUGCGUGUGCCCCGCUGCUCAAGAGUACAACGUCAUGGUUGCCAGAUGUGAGCCCGUUCCGACAGCUUCAUCAGUCGAGCGUAAGGAGUGCUACUUCCGUCUGAAUGAUGAGAACUUGUGCGAGAGUGUGCUCACCAGCCACGUCACCCUGCAAGAGUGCUGCUGCACAUUGGGGGCGGGCUGGGGGGACAACUGCGAGGUUCAUCCUUGUCCUGUCAAUGGAACGGACCAGUUCAAGCAGAUGUGUCCAUCAGGAAAAGGAUUUAUCCCGAGUGGAGAUUCGCUUUAUGAAGUCCCGACCGCCGAAAGCUUCAAAAAUGCCGAUGAGUGCACGCUGUUUGGUCAGGAGGUUUGCAAAGGAGGAUUUUGUCAGGAUACCGUGGGAGGAUAUGAGUGUUACUGCAAGACAGGGCAGGACUACGACCCUGUCAAACUGGAGUGCAGAGACAUCAACGAGUGCCUUGAUGAGUCGGUGUGUCUUGGAGGACAGUGUUUGAACACGGAAGGUUCCUACAUUUGUUUCUGUACGCAUCCCACGGUCUUGGACCCCAACAGUAACCGCUGCGUCUUUGUUCCUGAGGCGACUGCGCAACACGAAGGAGGGCAGAUUGACUUCCAAGGUAUCUGCUGGCAGAAGGUGACCCGAUCUAUGACGUGCACCCAGCCGCUGGGUCCCAACAGGAAGACGACGUUCACUGAGUGUUGCUGUCUCUUCGGAGAGGCGUGGGGCAUGGACUGUGCCUUAUGCCCAACCAAAAACACCGGUGAUUAUGCCACCAUGUGUAACCUUCCUAUGGCUGGUGGACUGCAUCCUUACGGCCGUGAUGCUCUUGUUGCUGCUCCGGUUCACGAAUACGAAGUGAGCCCAGACUACUCACCAUCGCCUGAUCAGCAGCCAUUUUACGAUCACGAGGAGUAUCCGUACCAGCCUUUUGAGGGUUUGCGCGCGGAGGAGUGCGGGAUACUGAACGGCUGUGAGAACGGCCGCUGUGUUCGAGUCCAGGAGGGUUACACCUGUGAGUGCUUUGACGGGUACACGCUGGACCUGUCCCGCAUGGCCUGCAUCGAUGUCAACGAGUGUUCCGAACUCAACAAGCGCAUGUCGCUGUGUAAAAAUGCAAAGUGCGUCAACACGGUGGGUUCCUACCGAUGCGAGUGCCUUCCGGGCUUCGCCGCCUCGGAAAAAGCCAACUACUGCGUGGAGACGGCGGCACGGCAAAGAUCAACACACACACAGUGAGUGUGGACGGACUGGAGUGGAGUGGAGUGGAGUGGAGUGGGCGACCAGAGACUCUGAAAGCAGACGGCCAAACUCCUGACUUCUUAUUUAAUGACAUAUGUAAGAUCUUAUGGGUAUUUUUGACUCAACUAAAAUGUAUUCUAUUUAGUGGUGGCCAAUUACAAACAUUACAUGAAUUUUUUUGUGCGAUCCGUCGCGAUUAAUCACAUUGCUAUGUAAUUAUUCUCAUUUAUAUUUGGAACAAGAAGCUUCCAACAAAGAAGGUGCUUUUUUUUACAGCAGUAUUUUCAUCAGUAAGGGUGUCACGAUGUCGCUAUUCACAAGUUCUUGCGAGAUUAAAACGUAAAAAAAAUUAAUCUCAUGGGCACAAGGCUUGGGACAAUUAUAAAUUAAUCACACAAUAAAUAAAAAUUGGCAAAUUUUGCCGGCUUUGGUAUAUUGCCAUGUGCAUGCGUGUCUGUUUUCCUCGUGCCCCGCCCUCCAAACAGGCAGGAAGAGGGUUCACUCUGUGCAUUGCUUUCAGUAUUCCUUCAAAGUAAAGUUCAAAUAGACUUGAGUGUCUCGUGACCCCCUUACUCUUUAGAGAUUCUGAUACUUCAUGAAUGUAAUCAAAGCAAACAAAAAACCAAAGCUAUUUGACACUGCCAGAUAUGGGGGGGUGGUGGGGGGGCAAUACUGCAAGUGUCCUGGGCCAGUACAGUCGUCCCUCGCCACGAAUUUCCCGGCUUCACUCUUAUCACAGUUUUACUAAUAGAUCACGCUGUUUCAUGGUCGAAUAUCACCUGUUAUUAUUCAGAAAAUAUGCAUAUUUAAGCAUAUUUUAUGUUUUUUUUUUUGCUGGUCUCAAGUCUCAACAAAGACUUGCAGUCAUGACAAGACACGUCGAGUCAAGUCCAAAGUCGCAGACAAGAUCUUGUGAGAUUAAAACGUGACUUUCUUGUGCAGAAAAAAUGUCCCGUAGGCACUAGUCAUGGGACAAUAAUAAUAAUACAUAAAUGAGUUAAUCACGCAAUACAUUGAGUUAAUCACUCAAUAUUUGCUUUGUUUUCCUCGUCCAAAACAGGCAGGAAGAGGGUUGCAUUGCUGUCAGCACCUUGGAGAGGCCCAUCUGUUGUUGGCAUAUGCAUAUUUGGCAUACAUUAUAUUUUGGCAUACAUACUGGUGGCCAGCCAAUCACAGGGCACAUAUAGACAAACAACCAUUCACACUCACAUUCAUACCUAUGGACAAUUUGGAGUGGCUAAUUAACCUAGCAUGUUUUUUUUUUUACUUCUAAGAGCCAGUGGCGUCAUUAGGCCUAUUUUAAAAUGUUCUUAAGCCCUCUUAAAUAAUUUUAUAUUUUUUAUUGAUUUUUUUUCAUUGAUUUAAAAAAAAAAUUUCACAAAAAAAAAGUCUGACAAAUUGUAUAUAAUAGGGCUAAUAAGCGAGCCCAUAAGAAGGCUAAUACUAGCCUACUACUACUAGUAGUACUAAUAAUCAUUCAUUCAUUUUCUACCGCUUAUCCUCACUAGGGUCGUGGGGGCGAGAGGCGGGGUCCACCCUGGACUGGUGGCCAGCCAAUCCCAGGGCACAUAUAGACAAACAACCAUUCACACUCACAUUCAUACCUAUGGACAAUUUGGAGUGGCUAAUUAACCUAGCAUGUUUUUGUUUUUUUUACUUCUAAGAGCCAGUGGCGUCAUUAGGUCUAUUUUAAAAUGUUCUUAAGCCCUCUUAAAUAAUUUGAUAUUUUUUAUUGAUUUUUUUUCAUUGAUUUUUUAAAAAAAAAUUUGACAUGCAAACUCCACACAGAGAUGGCUGAGGGUGGAAUCGAACUCGGGUCUCCUAGCUGUGUGGCCUGCGUGUUAGAUAAAAAAAUAUUUGUGUCAAAGGGAAAGCAAUGCUUGAAAUAAAAUUUUUGUUUCGUCCCUUUUUUAGUCGGGAACUGAUAUUUUCCUCAAACCUAACUAUAUUACUAAUUACUAAAAAAAAACAGAAAAGGGUAGAAUUUAUUAUUUUUUUCCGUGUUUUUUCCGUAUUCAACUAAAAAACAGCCUGAUUUAUUCAUGAAUGUAUAUUUGGAAAACGGUGAUAGAGUGAAGCCCCAAAAUUCCAAAGCACAAAGUGACGAGGGAUUGCUGCAUAUUUCAAUUACAGCAGAAUGUUUUUCGUGGAUGAUUAAGAAUAAAAACAUCUUCUAUCAAACAUCAUUAAAUAUGAUGAAUGGUGGCGUUAAAAUUAUGGACAAAUGUUUUAUUUUAAGUAUUGAAAACUGAUUUGUGUUUAAGUUGAGUAUUUUUUUUAUAUUUAAGCCAAAACCCCACGUGCCUGAAAGGAGUUUUAUUCCACUUCCUGUCAUUCCGGUUCAACAUCCAGAGGGGUGGAGCCCAUUGACUGGAAUUGAAAUAUCAAAUUCCGAAUUUUGCACCAGCCUGCAUAGAAUAAUCUGUUAAGUUUUUAUUUUAGCAUCAAGCUCCCGCAAAGCUGAAUAUUUGAUGACGUGGAAGACGGCUGAGUUGGGUAAGAGCAAAGCAAAGUUUGGGUUCUCUCUUAGCGCUUUUCCUCAGUGCUUCUCAACUGGCGGGUCGGGACCCAAAAGCGGGUUUUUGGAACUUGGGGAAAGAAAUGUAAGAAUGAUGUGAACGCACCUCACUAUUGGCUCGGCCGUAUCUCGGCCGUAUAGAGGAAGGACGCCAGGUCCGUCAAUCGUCCGACACACAGCUGCAGAUAUCUGCUGGAGAUGAGCGUGCUCUAAAAAGGCAUCGAAGGGGUCAUACUGUGUCUCCCAGUCAAACCAGUUGACAACCACUGCUCUACCUUAUUGUCUUGCUUAUUAGCCUGCUUUUGCCCUAUUAUAUAACAUUUGUCAGACAUUUUUUUUAUUUAAAAAAAAUUGAAAAAUUGAUGAAAAAAAAAAAAAACAAGAAAAAAUAUAAAAUUAUUUAGGGGGGCUCAAGAACAUUUUAAAAUAGGCUAAAAUGGUUAUAUUGUCUUAUUUAUUUCUAUUUGCAGACACUGACCCAGGAGUUGUGUCUUAGGGUGUCCACGCAUUUGGCCUGAGCCCACACCCGUUUAAAGCUAGUGUGAGCCCACUCAACCUCGCCACUUCCUGUCUUUUGGCACAUUUUAGUCUUCUGUGUGUUCCAUUCGGUUUGCGGUGUGUCCUCCGUCAUUGGACUUUAAAUAGAAAGCAUCUGCUAAGACAAAUAAGUAUUUUCCACUUUCAUUUCAGACCGAGCUUUUUGACAUUUCCACUUUUUGGGACUGAGUUCCUGAAACUGGAGAGUGGCUGUGAUUCUUAGACAGGAAAUGAUGUAUUUUUGUGAAACCUCUUAAAUUAAAUUCAACAUUUCAAUCACA
Doryrhamphus excisus (bluestripe pipefish) is the source of this 7986-nucleotide messenger RNA. The record is from RefSeq and is a predicted model, not a curated record. NCBI's taxonomy places the organism in Eukaryota, Metazoa, Chordata, Actinopteri, Syngnathiformes, Syngnathidae.